Molecule: messenger RNA, 2537 nt
Organism: Dama dama (fallow deer)
Lineage: Eukaryota; Metazoa; Chordata; Mammalia; Artiodactyla; Cervidae
Gene: MAPKAP1
Product: MAPK associated protein 1
Exons: 14
Coding region: 552-2120 (522 amino acids)
Biological process (GO): TORC2 signaling
Cellular component (GO): plasma membrane; TORC2 complex; cytoplasm
Molecular function (GO): phosphatidylinositol-4,5-bisphosphate binding
Source: RefSeq, a predicted model, not a curated record
CCGGUGCGCGGGGUGCGGUUCCGGGUCGUGGCGCGGCUCGGGGCAACAGGGCUGCUGUUCGGCCGGCCAGCGGCAGCGAGCGGCGGGGAUAUGAGGGCGAGCCCGGAAAGCGGCUGCUGAGCCGGCCGGGAGGAGCGCCAGUCCCCGAGGAUUCCGAGAGUGCGGAGCUGGGGCAGGGACCGGGGGGCACGGGGGAGCCGGGCCCUCCCCCCAGGAACGUGUCCCAGGGCCAUCCCGGCCCGUAGUGUGGCAGCAGCUUCAGGUGUGUCCGUGGACAAGUUUGAGAGGCACGGUACUGUACCAGGCUCCUUUUACCUGGAUCUUGGCAGAUGAAGACUGCAGCAGAAACUACAGAGUCUCCAAAGACCGAGAUUCAGAAAUCCCACAUUACUUUGACUACAUUCUGUUGGUCAAAGCAAAUGACAAGUAAGCCCAUUGACAGAAGGAGCUGAAAAGACUCAAAAAUCUACCAUGGACUUUGGGCAAUUGAGCCCGUGAAACAAUAUGAAGAGGAGAAAAUAGCCUUUUAAGGAAAUUGGCCCACAGAAAGGAUGGCCUUCUUGGACAAUCCAACUAUCAUUCUAGCUCAUAUUCGACAGUCACAUGUGACCAGUGAUGACACAGGAAUGUGUGAGAUGGUUCUCAUUGAUCAUGAUGUUGACCUAGAGAAGAUUCAUCCUCCUUCAAUGCCUGGAGACAGUGGGUCAGAAAUUCAGGGAAGCAAUGGUGAGACUCAGGGCUAUGUGUACGCCCAGUCGGUCGAUAUUACCUCAAGUUGGGACUUUGGUAUUAGAAGACGCUCAAAUACAGCUCAAAGAUUAGAACGACUCCGAAAAGAGAGACAAAACCAGAUCAAAUGCAAAAAUAUUCAGUGGAAAGAAAGAAAUUCUAAGCAAUCAGCCCAGGAGUUAAAGUCACUGUUUGAAAAAAAGUCCCUCAAAGAGAAACCUCCAAAUUCUGGGAAGCAGUCGAUAUUAUCUGUACGCCUGGAGCAGUGCCCCCUGCAGCUGAAUAAUCCCUUUAACGAGUACUCCAAAUUUGAUGGCAAGGGUCACGUGGGCACAACAGCGACCAAGAAGAUCGAUGUCUACCUGCCCCUGCACUCGAGCCAGGACAGACUGCUGCCAAUGACGGUGGUGACCAUGGCCAGCGCCAGGGUGCAGGACCUCAUCGGGCUCGUCUGCUGGCAGUACACGAGCGAAGGACGGGAGCCGAAGCUCAAUGACAAUGUCAGUGCCUACUGCCUGCAUAUUGCCGAGGAUGACGGGGAGGUUGACACAGACUUUCCCCCACUGGAUUCCAACGAGCCCAUUCAUAAGUUUGGCUUCAGUACUUUGGCCCUGGUUGAAAAGUAUUCAUCUCCCGGUCUGACAUCCAAAGAGUCACUCUUUGUUCGAAUAAAUGCUGCUCAUGGAUUCUCCCUUAUUCAGGUGGACAACACAAAGGUCACCAUGAAAGAAAUCUUGCUAAAGGCAGUGAAGCGAAGAAAAGGAUCCCAGAAAAUUUCAGGCCCUCAGUACCGCCUGGAGAAGCAGAGCGAGCCCAACGUCGCCGUGGACCUGGAGAGCACCUUGGAGAGCCAGAGCGCCUGGGAGUUCUGCCUGGUCCGCGAGAACAGUUCAAGGGCAGACGGGGUUUUCGAGGAGGAUUCGCAGAUUGACAUAGCUACAGUGCAGGAUAUGUUGAGCAGCCACCACUACAAGUCAUUCAAAGUCAGCAUGAUCCACAGACUCCGCUUCACGACCGACGUCCAGUUAGGUAUCUCUGGAGACAAAGUGGAGAUAGACCCUGUCACGAGUCAGAAAGCCAGCACCAAGUUCUGGAUUAAGCAGAAGCCCAUCUCGAUCGAUUCUGACCUGCUCUGUGCCUGUGACCUUGCAGAAGAAAAAAGCCCCAGUCACGCGAUAUUUAAGCUCACGUAUCUAAGCAAUCACGACUAUAAACACCUCUACUUUGAAUCUGACGCUGCUACCGUCAAUGAAAUAGUGCUCAAGGUUAACUACAUCCUGGAAUCGCGAGCAAGCACUGCACGGGCUGACUAUUUCGCUCAAAAACAAAGAAAACUGAACAGACGCACAAGCUUCAGCUUCCAGAAGGAAAAGAAAUCAGGGCAACAGUGACAGUGGCCUCCAGCUUCAGUCUGUGGCCGGAGCGCAGAGCCGCCUGCUGGGGCCAGGUGGCUCUCGCCCACCCUGUGUCCUGCGGUCCUCGGGGAGGCCAGCUCCUGGCUCACGGGGACAGGGCUGGUGGGCUCCAGGGGAAGGGGGGCACUCCCUCGGACAGAGCUGGGGACAUUUCCACGGGACCGGAGCCUGACUGACAGUGGCUUCGCCGAGCAGUGCCCGGGGCCGGACGACACGGCGAGGAGCCCUGAGAGGCCCUGCCAUCUUCACUGCCUGACAGCCCGCGCAAGGAUGUACAUAGCCGCGCCCAGACGUGUCCUUGCAGCUUGAUCAAAUUUCCUAAAACAACCGAAGAACAAAAGUGUACAUUUCUUUUUUUUCCUUCUUCUUCCUUUUAAUAAACUCUUUAUCAUG